AUGCAUGUGCAUUUUGAACAAAACACCUGCACGCGCACCGACUCCAACUUCUUGUCUCUGUCCUGGAUGGGAAAGGUGCCGGAGGACCUGCCGGAGGAGGGCAGUGGGUGGAAGUUGAACCGGGCACAGUACUAUGUGGAAGGCUGGUUAGCUAGUGGCAAUGCUCGUGGGAUUGUGGGAGUUACCUUCAGCACCAGUCACUGUCACUCUUAUGAUGCUCCGCCCAGGUCAAAUUUCAACCUUCGUGGCCAUCGGAGUGAGGUAAUCCUGGUUCGCUGGAAUGAACCAUAUCAGAAACUGGCCACAUGUGACAGCAGGGGUGUCAUCUUUGUGUGGAUAAAGCAUGAGGGGAGAUGGUCCAUUGAGCUUAUCAAUGACAGGAACAGCCAGGUGACUGACUUUGCCUGGUCCCACGAUGGACGCAUGGCUUUAAUCUGCUACAGGGACGGCUUUAUUCUGGUAGGCAGCGUGGCUGGACAGAGGUACUGGUCAUCUAUGCUGAAUCUGGACAAUACAAAUGUCACUUGUGGGGUCUGGUCACCGGAUGAUCAACAGGUGAUGUUUGGGACUGUAGAUGGCCAGAUAAUUGUCAUGAGCUCGGCGGGAGCUCUGGUGACCCAAGUAGCUGUCCAUGAAGGUUUUGAGAUCACCAGCAUGGCCUGGUCUUGUGAGAAAUUUAAUAUGGAAGAGGCGGAUGCUGGCAAAGAAGGAGCUGAACAGGCAGCUAAAGACGAUUCUACCAAGUCGUACAUCCUAGCUGUAUGUUUCAAGUACGGCGACAUCUUUCUGAUGUCUGGCUACGAUGAUGUGUGUCCGGUGAUGAUCUACACAACACUGACAGGUGUAAAAAUUGAUUGGUCAAACUGUGGGGAGUACUUGGCUGUUGGCGGGUUUGUCCGCCUCCCAAAUCUGCAGUGUCGCAAUGAGUUGCACCUCUACUCCAAGGAUGGAAGUUUGAUACGCUGGGUCAGUGUGCCUUCUCAGGGUAAACCUCUAACAGCCAUGACGUGGGGUCACAAUGAUAACUCUAGCUGGCUGACUGGCUAUCCUCUACGUCUGCGAGAGUUUGUUUGUAGCCCGCCCCCUGGUGGUGAGCGAUUAUUCUGCACAAUGAUUCGCCACGGUGAGGAGACUUCGGGCGGACAUUAUACCUUGUACCUAGAAUAUCUCGGGGGACUGAUACCUCUUCUAAAAGGCAAGCGGGCCAGCAAACUCCGCCCGGACUUUAUCAUCUAUGACCCAAAGAUCAAGUCUUUAGGCAAAGUGGAGCAAGGGCAGGCGGGCGCGGCUAUAGAGAGUGAUGCCAGCUCUGAGUCAGAUGCAGAUAUCUACACUGAUGGUUGUGGGUCCCCCCGCAUGCAGCGACGGCGCAGACAUAAAGUUUUCAGGGCAGAAAAGGUGGACCGGAGUAUGACUUUUCGGACACUGGACGAACUCAUGUUUGAUGAUAAUUUGCCUGAGACAAACAGACUAGUGGAGGUGACAUCAAACAUCUGGGGUACCAAGUUCCAGAUUACAGGAGUGGCCUCCACCUUACCUGCGUGUCUGGGUCAGGUGGUCUACAAAACUUCCCUGCUCCACCUGCAGCCCAGGCAGAUGACCAUCACCAUUGUGGAGAUACAGCCAGCGAGGCCAGUGUUGUCCAGGGAUCCAAACUUUACGCCAGCUCCUCAUACUAGCGAUGAUGGCGACGAGUUUUGGACCAGUGAAGGGGAUCUGACAGGUGAGAAAAAGACAGUUGAGGUCACAGUUCAUGAUGCCCCAUCUCUUCCAGCUGAUGAUCCCAGUUACAGGGUUGAAGGUUCUGCAGCAGAUGCUGGCCGCAGGUCAGCCAGUAUGGAGUCCCCUCUCACAGAGCUGUGUGAGACCACAAAUGAAGAGCCUGGCUACCUGAGUGGCAAGCACGGAUCCACAGGAACUGUCCGCUCCCGCUCAAUGUCUCCUGUCUGCAACUCUCUCACCCAACCUGCCUCAGCCCUGAAACAAGACAGUAUCGGCAGUGACACACGCCAGCAUGCUGUCAGUACUAGAGUUGGACAAGGGGCUCGACCCAAGGCUGAACCAGGCAAACAACAUACCACAUCUGGGGUCAUCAGCGAAAGCAGCAGAAACAUAAUUCCGAACAGCAGCCCAAGGCUGCACAGGACAAGCAGUAACAAGAACGCAGCAUUACCCAGAACCAAUCAUUGUAACAGUCAUUCCAACUUCCAGUAUGCAAAUACCGUCGGGGUCGUGACCCAUGCCGUCACCACAAACCGGAUCAUAUCCAUCCCGUCCAGUCCUCCCGUGACGGUAGGCAGUAAGAAACAAGACACAGCAUUUAAGUGGGUGGAUGCUGGCAGUGGCUUGGAGAAGGGAACAAAAGGAACUAUAAGUGUUGAGGGUGCGUGGAAGAGUGAGGAUCCUAUUGCUUCCACUUUGUUUAAAGACCAUACAGCAUUAUCGCAGCUGUGUACGGGCAGCUGUGCCACCAGUGUAGGCAGUGGGACCAUUCCAUUAGUGGUGGAUACUGUCAAGGGUGAGGGACCGAGAUGGGCAGAUCCCGCAUCUCCAGUCACUAAGCUUAUAGAAGAUGGGGUUACAGAUUUUUCCUCUACGUCCGUGGAGAACAACCUGGUGGCGGACUGUAGUCCUACUGCACCCAACUCCUUGGAUUUGCAUAGAAGGUUAUACCUGGCACAGCAGCAUUUUGUGGAUACAGGGACACCCAUCUCACCAAGUAACUGCCCGUCAUGCCUGCCGAUCCAGACUGCUUCAGGUCUAGAAAUGGCUUCUAAUCCUUUUUGUGUGAGCUCAUUGCCACACUUUACUAAUCAGAUUGCUCACAGCAACACAGCUGCAAAUUCUAGCGGCUUCCGAGAAAGUGCAUCCCCUGUGUCCAGGGCGGCGCAUGAUAUGAGGCUGUCUCAUGUUGGCAGUUCUGCGGAGUGUGAGACAUCUUCAGAACCUCAUCAAGAAGCAUCAUCAGUAUUAGCACAGAGGCAAGUCUUGCAUCAUGACCCACCUCAUGGCCUGAUGGCGGUCUGCAGCAACUGUCUCUCUCAGCAGACCACAAGAUCCUCUGGGGGUGAUUCCUGUCUGCACUCUGUCACAGGAGAUUCAUUUCCUUCUAUUCAAGCCUUGCCACAGUCAGAUGCUGGACUAAACGCAUCAGACCCCAAACACUCGUCCCAUCAUCAGUGUCAAAAGUCUGACCAUCAGAAGCGAACUCCACCAUCCGACCGAGAUGUGUCUUUCCACUUUGUACGGCAGACAGAAGCAAUAGAAACUCACCCAUUCCUUCGGCAGACGUUUACUUCUGCAGAUCAUUCACAUCCCCCAUCUUCACGACUGCCAAAGGAUCUUUCAUCUUUUGACAAACUGAAUCUUAUCCUCUCAGAGGACCCUUCUGUACAGAACUCAGUUCACAACUUCAGGUCCAUGCCUGGCUUUGUCAUGAAAAAUCCAGACCUUAGAGAUGAUGAAGAGGAGGCAGAGUCUUCAUCGUCAGAAAGAGACAUUUCUGAGAAUUCUGAUGAGCAGCCAACAACUGUGCACCUUGCACGCAACGACACCUUGCUGAGCAACCACCUCCAUGACAAUGAAAUCCAGCAGACUAGUGCCUCUUUGCCAUCUUCCCCCAUACGUUUUGGAGCCAAGCAUGCCCCAAACACCCACACUCUUCAUGAGGAGAUACUCAAAGGCAGAUGCAAACAUUUAAGUCCCUUGCUAGGACGCAAGGGUCGUGAUUCUUUCCCGCCUCCUCCUGACUUUUUUGGAGUAGAUGAUCAUGGGUUGAACAAGUAUGAAUCUUUGGAAGUGUUCCAGAAAUCUCAGCUCAAGCAGAAGACGAGGCACCGACUGUAUGACCCCUGCUCACGAAUGGAGCAGACUCAAACUUUCACCAUGCACAACAAAGCUCCGCUGUGGAAUGAGACCAGCCAGGUUUACCAGCUAGACUUUGGUGGACGGGUGACACAGGAGUCUGCCAAGAACUUCCAGAUUGAGCUCCGAGGAAAACAGGUGAUGCAGUUUGGCCGCAUCGACAACAACGCCUACACGCUGGACUUUCAGUACCCGUUCACAGCCGUGCAAGCAUUUGCUGUGGCUCUAGCCAACGUCACACAAAGGCUAAAGUAG
This is a messenger RNA of Candidula unifasciata, 4119 nucleotides long. The record is from the annotation of a GenBank genome assembly. Lineage: Eukaryota; Metazoa; Mollusca; Gastropoda; Stylommatophora; Geomitridae.